This is a messenger RNA of Symbiodinium pilosum, 1014 nucleotides long. The record is from the annotation of a GenBank genome assembly. NCBI's taxonomy places the organism in Eukaryota, Dinophyceae, Suessiales, Symbiodiniaceae.
AUGCUGCAGCCCUUUCUCCCAAAGACCAAGGAGGAGAAUGUGGUGCAGCGCGACAUCAUCAAGUACAUCCAGGAGCGAAUCAUGGGUUGGAGUCAGCAUGCGACGAUCAUUGCGGGGCGCUUCGGCUGCGGCAAGACCGUGGCGCUGGAAGAGGCGCUCCGCAACAUGCAGGGCGUCUACGUCCACACCGUGGAGGGCAGCGGUUGGAAGAAGGAGCUCUAUGCAGUGCUGGGCUUGGACGACGAGGAGAUGUUCAGGAAGGUCCUCGAAAAAAUCCGACAGAAGCUCAACAAGCCGCCCGUCCUGGUGCUCGACAUCCCGCGAUCGACCAAGGAAGGCAUGGACUCAAUCUCCAGCUUCGCCAAGACUUUCUCGUCGGAAGGGUCGCUGGCGCAUGCCAGGACCCGAAGACUCAGCCGCCGUGUCUUGCUGGGCUGCGGUAGGGUCUUUGCAAGUUGUCCUGCCGAGGUGAUCGUCUGCGCCUCCUCGGCGGCCAUGGCCAUGGCCUUCGACGCUGGUGGCAGCUCACGCCAACGAAGCAUUUGGGUGGGCGACUUAACCGAGGAGGACGCCGGGAAACUGCUGACCAACCACGGGCACGCUGACAAAAAGGACGAAUUCCUUGGCGCAUGUGGCCUCAAUGCUUUGGAGUUGGUCGAUGCUUGCGAGCGCUACGCCAAGGAUGGGGAGGAGGCGCUUGUGGCCAAGAAGGCGGAGAUGGAGGAGAGGGCACGCGUUGAGGUCCAGCGCUUCAAGAACCAAUGCAAGGUCGACGGACCGACAGGACACCAUAUCCUGAAGAAGCUGCGGGACAACAGGGACGCCAACAAUGGCCAAGGGGCAGAAGAGCUCUGCACCGCUGCAUUUCCGAAAGAUGUGGCGGUGUGGAUCCGUGAGAAAGAUUGUCACCCCGUGAUCUGGCACAUGGUGAAGCGGGAGUACCAAUUCGCCUCGGAGCUGCAUGCGCAAGCAGCCCACGAGAUUGUUGACCGCCCACCACAGUCAUCUGCAUAG